This is a messenger RNA of Clavispora lusitaniae ATCC 42720, 354 nucleotides long. It is a transcript of the gene ACP1, whose product is annotated as Acp1p. Gene Ontology annotation, molecular function: acyl binding; acyl carrier activity. Gene Ontology annotation, biological process: fatty acid biosynthetic process. NCBI's taxonomy places the organism in Eukaryota, Fungi, Ascomycota, Pichiomycetes, Serinales, Metschnikowiaceae. Gene Ontology annotation, cellular component: mitochondrion. The record is from RefSeq and is a predicted model, not a curated record.
AUGUUUAGAGCUGUUGCUAGCAGAUGCUUGAAGACUGCCGUUCUUCCACAACGUUUACCAGCGGCAAGAUUCCAAGCUGUCCGUUUCUACGCCGGUUUCCCCGCCUUAACGAGAGAUCUCGCUAAAGAAAGAGUUAUCGAAUUAUUGGAGGGCUACGACAAGGUUGCUGGAAAAGAAAUCACAGAAUCCUCUUCUUUUGUGCAAGAUUUGAACUUGGACUCCUUGGAUGUCGUCGAAGUCGUCAUGGAAGUUGAACAUGAGUUCAACAUCCAGAUUCCAGACCACGAGGCCGACACAUUGAAGACGGUUGGCCAAACUAUUGACUACAUUGUUUCCCAACCAGAUGCUUGUUAA